Molecule: messenger RNA, 6342 nt
Organism: Centrocercus urophasianus (Greater sage-grouse)
Lineage: Eukaryota; Metazoa; Chordata; Aves; Galliformes; Phasianidae
Exons: 29
Coding region: 1218-3926 (902 amino acids)
Source: RefSeq, a predicted model, not a curated record
UCCCAGUUGCCUGCCCAGUUGGGACCCUGAACAACAGCACAGGUGGUACCUCUCCAGAGAGCUGUGUGCCGUGCUAUCCUGGGUCUUUCUGCGCUAGCAUUGGUUUGAGUUCUCCAACAGGACCUUGUACUGAGGGAUUUUACUGCCCAGCAAACUUCAGCUCCUUCAGCCCCACAGCAUUUCUCUGCCCAAAGGGUCACUUCUGCCAGUUAGGAGCAGCUCACCCAACACCAUGCCCUGCUGGGGAGUACCAGCCAGCCAGGGGCUCUGCGUCCUGCAUUCCAUGCCAGAGAGGAUUCUACUGCCAGGAACUGGUGGCUGGAGACCCCAAGAGCUGCCCACCACAUACUUACUGUCCUACAGGCACACAGUUUCCUCAGACGUGUCCUGAAGGCACCUUUACUCCUCCAAAUACGACUGGCCUCUGGAAUGAGAAGCAAUGCCUGCCUUGCUUACCUGGUCACUACUGCAGGCGUGGACAGCUAGUGGGGAAAUGUGCUGCUGGAUACUUCUGCCUUGCUGGGAGCUCUCAGCCCACUCCACAGGGCCCUGGCUUUUCCUGGCACUUUCUGUCUGGAUGCCAGUGGGGUCAGGCAUGUGCUGGGCUGUGCCCUGCAGGUUUCUACUGCCUGGAGGGCUCUGAGUUACCUAUACCAUGUCCUGCCAAUACUAUUAGGGAUGUUCCAGGGGCUGGGCAGAAGGAAGACUGCCUGCCCUGUCCACCAGGCCACUGGUGCAAAGCAGGAGACUCAGAGGCUUCUCCGUGUCCCUCAGGACACUAUUGCUUUGGAAGUAAUGGCAGUGACCAAGACAGUCUGUUGGCACCUCAGAAAUGCCCUCCACAUACUUACCGCAAGCUCCCAGGAGCUCAGAGCCUGACAGAUUGCCAACCAUGUCCUCCAGGCUAUCACUGCCCUCUGUCAGCAGGUCUAACCAGUUUUGAGGAUUAUCCAUGCCCGUUGGGAUACUGGUGUCCUGGUAAAGGGGAUGCUUUCUUUUGUCCACCUGGCACUUCCAGGGUACACCCUGGUGCAAAAUCACUGGAAGAAUGUGAUCCCUGCUCAGCUGGCUACUACUGUCCAGACCCAGCACAGACAGGGCUGCCUAACACCCAAGGAGUACCUUGUGAACCUGGCUAUGAAUGCCCAGCAGGUUCAGUCAAUCCAAAGCCUUGCAGGCCUGGCUCAUACUGCAGUGCUCGCACAGCCGUGCCCUCCAUGUGCCCUGCUGGAUAUUACUGUCCUGAAGGCUCAUCAACAUACAAUAGCCCUGAGCAGCUAUGUGUGUUUCCCUAUUACUGUCCCCCAGGCAGUGCCCACCCACUGCCCUGUGAAGGAGGAUACAUGGCUCUCAGCUCGCCUGGGCCAAGGGAUUCCUUUGAGAAGUUCUGCAGAAUCUGUGAUGCAGGCAGCUAUCGUAAUGACUCUUUCAUCUCUGCUCCCUGUCAGCCCUGCCCAGCAGGCUUCAUCUGCCCACAAGGCAGUGAGACUUACCACAAGAAGCCUUGUCCCGUUGGCUAUUACUGCCCUCCCCUGGCAUCUGCCCCUCUUCCCUGUCCCCCGGGGACCCAUGGGAGCAACAGCUUGGCCAAGCAUGUAGAGGAUUGUCAGGCCUGUCCUGCUGGCACCUUCAAUCACCUUCCUGCUCAGGCUGCCUGCUUUCCCUGUGGCAGCUCCUCUUCAUCACAGUCAGGUGCUACCAGCUGUACCUGCCAUGGGUUGAACCGGGCUUUCCAGCACUCAGAUGCCUCCUGUAUCUGCCAGGCAGGUUACAUUUACUAUGAUGAGCGAGGCAAGGAAAACUCUGACAGCAACAGUGAUCAGGACUGCCGACCUCAGGUGGACGAGCUCUGUGCUCCUGGAGAGAUCCGUUUAGCAUCUACACGCCGUUGUGUUUCUCCUGAGCAAUAUGACUGCUCUCCAUCUUGUGGGCCUGCAGGUGGAGAGGUCAAUGCAGAGCUGGGCAUAUGUCACUGCAAACAGUACAUCUCUGCUGAGGAGCUCUGUGACCAAAUGUGUUUGCUGAGAGCCCCACGGAUCUCCUUGGGAUUUGGCAUCAAGAGAGAGCUGCUUCUGAGGGUGGGCGAUGGAGUCAGGGAAGUGACAAAUGUUCUGGGCCCAGAUGAACAUGUUCAGAAGAGCCAGAGGGUGCAUUUGGUUCUGUUUAAUCCCAGUGGAGUGCUAGGUUUCAUUGUCUCCAGCAUGGAUAUCUUGGAUGCAUUUCUCUCAGGAGAGUUUUCAUCAGAUGAGUUGGAGCAGAAAGGUCAUCGAGUCCAGAGGGCUGUCUUCAAAGAUAUCCAUGCCUUGCCCCUUGUCCCUAACCCAGUGGUAUGUUUGGAAGCAGGAGACACAAUCCUUUUUCAGCUUAGCAUCAAUUCUCACAAUCGUGCAUCCAGCCACUACCCUGUUUAUCAGAAGCAGCAUCUUUAUAACAGCAACCCUAGCUGGGAUUAUGGAGCCUUCCGAAGGCUGGACCACCUCAUCCAGGAGACUCACCUCAACAUCUCCUGGUUUGCCCAUGUUUUCCUGGAGUCUGGGACAUUUGUAUUCAGGGAUAAGACCAUUCAGGAGCACUUUUUGAUUGUGACUGUGAACGAAGCAAAUGUGGGCUGUGACCCCAGAGAUGUGUCCUUCCAGCCCUCUUCACUGUUCCAGCUGGCCAGACAUGGGAUUUUGAAGCAGCAGGAGCUGAACUUAGCUCCUAACUGGGCUUCCAUUAUAGCGGUGCUCUUCAUUCUGGGCUUCCUAAUUGUGCUGCUGACAACCCUGGCUAUUGUGCUGCAGCCCACUGUUCCUGUCCUCAGUCCUCUGAGGAGCUGGAAGCCACGAUGGAGGAGCCUGGGUGAGCCGCACAUCCCACCAGAGUACAUCCUUCUUAAAGAAAGCCUUCUGUACUAUCAGAUGCUUGGUCCUCGUGGUUCUGGAGGAGAUGCUGCCUUUGGAGAAAAAGGAGCUGUGCAUAAUGAAGAAGGAUGCUGUGCAGUCAAAGACCUGGAGGAUUUCAGUGUUCGCACUCUGUACGAUAAGUUGGAAGAUCAGAAUUUGCACCUGGCAGCUCAGCUGGCAAAGCACAGGAGGGAUGUGUUGGUGUUUUACAAUGGAAUCAGCCAGCAGCUUCAAGGUCUCAUGGACAUGGUGCAAGCACUGGAUGCUGAGGGCCUGAAAAUCCUUACCAGGCAAAGGGUUUGUGGGCAUAAAUCUGCAGACAGCAGCUGGGCAGCAGUGGGCAUGGAGCAGUGUGAGGAGCACUGCAGCAACAGCUUCUAUGCAGCAGGGCAGGCAGGUGCACUGCAGCAAGAGGCAAUCGAAUUGAUGAAAGCAUUGGAAAUCCUGCUUGGGAGAGCUCAGCCUAAGAACAUGAAACGAGAGAUGGAGCAGCAGGUCCAUGGACAGGACAUGGUGGCAGUUUUACCCUCACUGCACAGUGAAAGUAAAGUAAAAGUAGUGGAAGGGCAGGGUUAUAAGCUGCCUGAGCAAGAAGAGCUCUUCCGUAGGAGGGGUGAUGUCUUCAGCUUCCCUGUGCAUGAAGAAUGCAAGAAAUGCUUAAGAGGCAAUUCCACAGAGGAUAUGAGGAGUACCCUCAUCCCCAUGGAUCCAGCCACUUUGUCACCUCACCAGUUUGUGGUGUACCGCUUUGGCUGUGCAGUGGUGCACCUGUUAACCAAGGCCUGCUCAUGUCCUGCUUUGGUGCUCAUGCUGGCUCAGUCCAUUCCUGCCCAAAGUCCAGAUCAAGCUCUUCUCCCAGGCUUUGGAGACUCCUACUACGAUGCCAUUGAUAAGAACCUGUAUGUGCAUGCAGCAAGGCUGGAGGAUGCUGGGGAGCUUAUUGCUGUCCUGCUGAACACUGUGGCAUGGAUUGCAGCAGGUAGGGCUGUGAUGAGGAGUGUUUAUCCCAUGGGAACAGCACUGCUUGGCUUUCACUGCUGAAAUGAGCUCUUGUAUUGAGAUACCCAAUUAAAUAUCUGCUUUUCUUUUUUCCAGGGUCCUGUUCACAAAAGCAGGCAGGAUUUUAUGAAUCCUGUGAGCACUGGAUUUCCUCUUUGUAGCAGGAAAUUUGUGCCUUGGAUAAGGGUUAUACUAGAAUCUGUUAUUCUGCAAGCACAAGAGAACUGUUCCUUCAGUGUUCUGACUUAAAACAGUUUUGCUGUCAACAAAUGUGACUUAUUCCUUUUGCUUUGCUUUAGGUUGUCCCUCAGCUGGCACUGCUCAUUCCUGCUUUAUGAUGGAGCUCAACAGAGCUAUUGUGGUUCUCGCCAAUGCCUUCUUCCAGGUUUCAUUGGGGAUAGCAGACAAGGACCCCUCAGGCUCAUCUGAUUGCUUUGACAUUCAGAAAGUGCUCAAAGAACUUCUGAGCAUCAGAGUAGUACCACAUCCCCGUGCGAAGGGAAAAGCCCUGGGUGAAAGGGUGUCUGGACUGCAAAAGUACCAGUGCCUUCAUCUGCCACAGGGGACCCUAGACAGGAUGGGAAAUUCACAGAGAAGUGACUAUAGCAGGAAUUCAGACUCCUCUUCUGCUAAGCUGGAGGUUACACAACUGGAGGAGAGGCUGGAUGAACUAAAUGAGGCGUUUGUUGAAUUGACAGUGCAGGCCAUGAGUCUGCAAGAAGAUGGGGAUCUGUUGGAGAAAGAGCUGAGAACACAGGAGGAGUCACUUGUGACUGCAAGCAAGAAAGAAGCGUGGGGAGCUCAGCGGUAUUCUGAAAUGUUAGAUUCUUGGGCCACAAAGAGGGAUGAAGCCUUGCUGCUGGAAGUAGAGAGGAACUGCAUUGCUCAGAGGAUCGAAGAGAUAGAAGCCCAACUAUUGCAUCUUCAAAGUACACAAGCCAGCAGUUCACUUCCUUGAGGAACCUAAUUUGAAAGGCAAUGGCUACAGCAUUGAUGUGUAUGUAAUUAGGGAGGCACAUGAUCAAUUAUCUUGUGGAUAAUUCAUAUUUGUUGGGUUUUUUAGUUGAUUGAAGUAUACUAAUGCUCAGCUAUCAAUAAUGUGUAGGCGUGAGGGAUAAGCUGAGGUUCUUAACAUUUUUCACUAAUUUUAGUUUCUGUUUUAAGUCAGUAAAGCAGAAAUGAUGUGAAGCCACUAAUGGCCCCUACUUAAUGUGUUCUCUAUAGCCUCUGACAUCUGACAUCAAGGGUAUUUUUGAGGAUCUUUUAGGUACAGUUUAGAGCCUUACUUCUAAGUCUUGCCCAGCAUCUCCACACUGCUAUGCAUGUUUUCAGUGUAAUCUUACUGAUCUCAAUGAGGUGUGAGUACACUUAAAUUAUUCCCUGUAGUGAUGACUGCAGCAAUUUGUGUAGCUUCUGGUAUAGCUUCCUGCUCCAUCUCUUUCUGCACAGCUUUCCUUAGUUCCAGGUGAAGUAGAACAACAUAAAAUUGCUUGACUGUGAGCCAGUACAAUGCCUGGGCAAACCACACAGGUAGGCUUCAGCCAGCUAUUUCCAACAACAAAGCCAGUUCUCUUUUCAUUCUGCAGUAUUUACUGAAUUGCUUAGGCGUGAAGAAACUUGUGUACCUGCUCUUUCCUGGUUCCUAAACACAAAUCUGUCCUUACUCAUUCUCCCUUAGCAGAGUGUAUUAAUUAGAGGGUGAGACUUCAAUACCAAGGAGCCCAGACAGAAGCCCUCGACUCUGGUCUCGCUUACUGGUGUCUCUGGUGGAUCCAGAGAAACUUCAUGUUCUUUUUCUCUCACCUUCUCAUUUUGCUGUUUACAAGUUUUCUGAGCUUGCUCUCAGAAGCAGAAGGUUUGUUUUGGUUCCUUUGCAACCUCACCUUGGGAAAAUUCAGUUAUUUGCUGACACUUUGAAGGGCCUUUAAGGAAAUGAGAGGAUUUAUGGAAGUCAAAUAUACCUAUUGGCAAACACUAUGAAACAGUGGGAUUUUCUUUCCUAGAUUACAGCAGUGUAAAGGCUGCAUUGCUCUCCUUAUUGCUUUCUUCUUUUACGUUAUCAGCAGAUACUUUUAUAACAGUACGCUGCUGUCUCUGUAAUAUCCACAGGAAAACAUCUAGAUAGGUGGUGAAGUUACCUCUGCGUGCUCUGUGUGUUAUAUUUUUAAAAGGCAGACUGGGAGGCAUUAGCAAAUAAAAUGUGUCAGUUUUUCAUUGCAACAGUUUUCUCAUGGAAGUAACUUUCUGCUUUGGAUUGAAGCAAAUGUAUGUGUGUAGAAUUCUGCUGGCAGUUCUCUCUUUUCCCCAUUGUGGCUUUCUUAACAAAUGCACUUCAGCUAUAAGUAAACUGCUUUGGGCUUCAGAAUGUGUUGGUUUUUUUCCCCCACAAAAUGAAAAAGUGUUAAUGAAAAGUCCAGAGUUCCACAUGAUGUUACCUUUCAUGUUCUGUUGGUAGUUA